Messenger RNA from Drosophila kikkawai, 456 nucleotides. RefSeq lists its product as uncharacterized. The record is from RefSeq and is a predicted model, not a curated record. NCBI's taxonomy places the organism in Eukaryota, Metazoa, Arthropoda, Insecta, Diptera, Drosophilidae.
GCGAUCGGCGAACAUCUGCGUGCCGCUACGCCUGCGUUCGGGACACUAUACACGUACUAUAACUGAUUAUACCCUCGGAUUGGAACAGCCAUGGCUAGGUUGAACGCUCUGCUGCUGCCCCUUAUUCUAUUCAUUAUUGCCUUUGUGGUGCACACAUCUCUGGCCACUGUUCAGCCAAAGGCGCCAAAUUUCCAGUACUUCGAAAGGCCCAAAUACCGCUAUCCCUACUACGAUGAACAUGGGCGUGGAAAACUCCUUUACGGCUAUGGAGGCCCGGAAUUGUAUCAGUACAAGACCUACACACCUCUGGAGGGCAUUCACUGAGUCCAUUAAUACAUAAUGUAAUACCUAGUUGCAUUGUAGUUCAUAAUUUAUAUGCUCCGCUUUAUUUAUUUCAUGUCUUGGCUUUGGCCAAAUGUAUUUAGUCUAUUGCGGUAGUAAACAUAUACAUAUACA